UCCUGCAAUCUUCAAGCGAUACCAAUUUAUCCAAGAACCCUAAAUCCCAAAUUUGAUCUCAAUUCAUCGCCGAGAUAUGAAAAGAGCCAACGACGACGUUCCAGACAAACUGGACGGUGCGAAGAAGCCAGUCUUCCUCACCAAAGAGGAGCGGCAAAAGCUCGCACUCCAACGCCGCCAGGACGAAGUAGCGCAGCAGAAACACCGCGCGGAGGUCCAGCUCCAAUCCAGUAGCGGCCACGACUCUAAACCGCCUACCUCUGACAGAGACCGUGAUCGCGAUCGAGACCGGGAUCGAGACCGCGACGGCGAUCGUCGGAACCGCGACCGGGAGCGUGACCGUGACCGUGAGAGGGAGAGAGAGCGUGAUAGGGAGCGGGACUCUGAGCGGCGGAACCGCGAGAGGGAACGUCAGGAUGAGCAGAAGGCGCGCGAACGCGCUCGCUUGGAGAAAUUGGCCGAGAGGGACAGGGAGACUGAGCUUUCUGCCAUCAAGGAGCAGUAUCUAGGGUCUAAGAAACCUAAAAAGAGGGUGAUUAAGCCGAGUGAGAAGUUCAGGUUCUCUUUCGAUUGGGAGAACACUGAGGAUACUUCGCGGGAUAUGAAUUCGCUCUACCAAAACCCUCACGAGGCCCGCCCUCUGUUCGGCAGAGGCCUCAGAGCAGGGAUAGACCGGAGGGAGCAGAAGAAGCUAGCCGCAAAGAACGAGAAGGAUAUCCGGGAUGAGAUUCGCAAGAAGGAAGGCAUUGAGGAAACUCGUGAGGAAGCGGCUGCUCAGAAGAAGAAGGAGCAGGCUGCAGAUAUAUAUGAUACGUUUGAUAUGAGAGUGGACCGUCAUUGGUCAGAGAAGAAGCUCGAGGAAAUGACUGAGAGAGAUUGGCGGAUCUUUAGGGAAGAUUUCAACAUUUCAUACAAGGGAUCUAGGAUUCCUCGCCCUAUGAGAAGCUGGGAGGAGAGCAAGUUGGGUACUGAGUUGCUGAAAGCAGUUGAGAGGGCUGGAUACAAAACCCCAUCACCUAUUCAGAUGGCUGCUAUUCCACUGGGCCUGCAGCAGCGAGAUGUUAUUGGAAUUGCUGAAACUGGUUCAGGUAAAACAGCAGCUUUUGUUCUUCCUAUGCUGACUUACAUAACUAGACUUCCCCCAAUAAGUGAGGAUAAUGAGGCGGAGGGGCCAUAUGCUGUUGUGAUGGCUCCUACUAGAGAGCUUGCACAGCAAAUUGAGGACGAGACUGUGAAAUUUGCCCAUUACUUGGGGAUUAAGGUUGUUUCUAUUGUUGGUGGUCAGUCCAUAGAAGAACAAGGGUUUAGGAUUAGGCAGGGGUGUGAAGUUGUGAUUGCUACACCUGGACGUCUUCUUGAUUGUUUGGAGAGGCGAUAUGCAGUGCUGAACCAGUGUAACUAUGUGGUCCUUGAUGAGGCAGAUAGGAUGAUUGAUAUGGGUUUUGAACCGCAAGUUGUUGGUGUGCUCGAUGCAAUGCCUUCGAGUAACAUGAAACCGGAGAAUGAGGAUGAAGAGCUUGACGACAAAAAGAUUUACAGAACCACUUAUAUGUUCAGUGCUACCAUGCCCCCUGCUGUGGAGCGGCUCGCGAGGAAGUACCUGAGAAAUCCAGUUGUUGUUAAUAUUGGCACUGCAGGAAAGGCAACCGACCUUAUUACACAACAUGUUAUGAUGACGAAGGAGAAUGAUAAGAUGGACAGACUGCGAAGAUUGCUUGAUGAGCUCGGUGAUAAGACUGCUAUUGUGUUUGUUAACACAAAGAAGGUUGCUGAUAAUGUUGCUAAAAAUCUGGAUAAAGAUGGCUACAGGGUCACCACAUUGCACGGUGGGAAGUCUCAAGACCAGAGAGAAAUAAGCCUCGAGGGUUUUAGGACGAAGAGAUAUAAUGUUCUGGUAGCAACUGAUGUGGCCGGGCGUGGUAUUGAUAUACCCGAUGUUGCACAUGUUAUAAACUAUGACAUGCCUGGUAAUAUUGAAGCAUACACUCAUCGUAUUGGAAGAACAGGUCGUGCUGGAAAGACUGGUAUAGCUACCACUUUCUUGACUAUGCACGACACAGAUGUCUUUUAUGAUCUCAAGCAAAUGUUGAUCCAAAACAACAGUCCUGUCCCCCCAGAGCUUGCGAGACACGAGGCUUCCAAGUUCAAACCCGGUUCAGUUCCUGAUAGACCGCCCAGGCGGAACGACACUGUUUUUGCUCAUUGAAUCUUGCAGGUUUUUUGAGUUUGCAAUACUGCUGCAGUUAAAGAAGGGAUUGAUCCUAGAAAGGCUGGCAUCUGGAACGACAACAUCAAUGCUGUAGGAAGUUGGAGUACAUCUUUAGAUGGGAGAGGAGGGCUUUAAAGAAGCUCAUAGACAGAGCUCGGGCUGAGGAAGACAAAAGGAAAGAGUCAAUAAUUGCUUAUCUUCUUCAUCUCAUAAGGAAGUAUUCAAAGUUGUUCAGAAGUGAGCUAUCAGAUGAUAAUGACUCACAAGGUUCAACGCCUUGCUCACCUACUGUUCAAGCAUCUUUGGAUGAUGGUAUUGUUCUGGGCCGCAGUGGCUUUGCUUUGACAGACAGCUGUCAAAACUGAUUUCUUUUAACUUUAAGUCCAAUUUCCGGAGAUCAGACCAGAUGACAGUCCCUCCUGAAGAGUUAAGGUGUCCAUCAUCAUUGCAACUUAUGUACGAUCCAGUUAUUAUAGCUUCUGGACAAACAUAUGAAAGGGUUUGCAUUGAAAAAUGGUUCUGUGAUGGCCACAAUACUUGCCCUAAAACUCAGCAGCAGCUCCCUCAUUUAUUGUUGACUCCAAAUUAUUGUGUUAAAGGUUUGGUGGCUACUUGGUGCGAACAGAAUGGUAUUCCUGUUCCAGAUGGUCCACCAGAGUCCCUUGACCUUAAUUACUGGCGGUUAGUGUUAUCAGAGAGUGACUCUACAAAUUCGAAGUCAUUAGAAAGUAUCAGUUCGUGCAAGUGCAAGGGCAAGGGUGUUAAGGUGGUACCUUUGAAUGACAGUGGGACCAUUGAGGAAGCUGAAAGAAAUGAAGAGGAAGAGAUUUCUACACAGGAGGAUGAUUGUGAAGUUAAUAUCUUUCAGAAAUACAAGGAUUAUCUGAGAAUAUUGGAGAAUGAGGAUGACUUGAUCAAGAAAUGCAAAGUGGUAGAGGAAAUAAGACACUUGCUAAAGGAUGACGAGGAAGCCAGGAUUUAUAUGGGGGCUAAUGGUUUUGUUGAAGCAUUGCUGCUAUUUUUGGAGUCUGCUGUCUAUGCCAAGAAUGGGGUGGCUCAGGAAAUUGGAGCAAUGGCUCUAUUCAACCUUGCAGUAAAUAAUAACAGAAACAAAGAGUUGAUGCUGGCAUCAGGAGUACUUCCAAUAUUGCAGAACAUGAUUGUCGAUACUGAUUCUGUUGGAGCAGCUACAGCUCUUUACCUGAAUCUUUUGUGCCUCUAGGAGGUCAAGCCUGCUAUAGGAACUACGGAGGCUGUCCCUUUCUUGAUCCAGGUUCUUAAGAAUGAAACUCACGAGCAAUGUAAACUGGAUGCUCUCCACACACUAUAUAACAUAUCGAGUCAAGCCACGAAUAUUCCUUACCUCCUGUCAGCUGGCAUUGUGGAUACCCUCCAAACUCUCAUCACAAAUCCGGGCGACCAAGCUUGGACCGAGAAACGCAUUGCUGUGUUAAUAUAUCUAGCCUCAAGCAACACCGCAAGAGAUGAGAUGAUAAAGACUCCUGGGCUGCUUGCCAACAUUCUGGAUGUUGGUGAGCCCAUCGAACAAGAACAAGCUGUGGCUUGCCUUCUGAUAUUAUGCAAUGCGAGUGAGAAGUGCAGUCAAAUGGUCCUACAAGAAGGGGUGAUACCUUCGUUGGUGUCCAUUUCAGUGAAUGGGAUGUUAGCCAUUCUUUACUGAUCUCUAUACUGAAAUCACAUUCUAGAUUUGAAUUAGUUCAACCAUAUUAACACACUAUAAAGAGGGGAUAAAAUCACCAACCUCCAUCCAUGCUUAUUAAUUUGAUGUAGGGUUGGAUCCACUAUUUGAUGUUUCCCCUUAAGCUGCUAUUGAUGUUUAUCCUCUCCUUGACCUCAGACCUUCAAUGACUCUUUUAAUGGACAAAGAAUCAAAACUUUGUAUAUAAUGUGUAUAUAUAUAUAUUGUGACUUUUCUGUGUGUA
This is a messenger RNA of Salvia splendens (bonfire salvia), 4152 nucleotides long. RefSeq names its product DEAD-box ATP-dependent RNA helicase 21-like. NCBI's taxonomy places the organism in Eukaryota, Viridiplantae, Streptophyta, Magnoliopsida, Lamiales, Lamiaceae. The transcript has 3 exons. Bases 77 to 2206 code for a protein of 709 amino acids. The record is from RefSeq and is a predicted model, not a curated record. Gene Ontology annotation, molecular function: nucleic acid binding; RNA helicase activity; ATP binding.